Arabidopsis thaliana (thale cress) is the source of this 1723-nucleotide messenger RNA. It is a transcript of the gene ERA1, whose product is annotated as Prenyltransferase family protein. Bases 1 to 1545 code for a protein of 514 amino acids. The transcript is spliced from 13 exons. Gene Ontology annotation, cellular component: protein farnesyltransferase complex. Lineage: Eukaryota; Viridiplantae; Streptophyta; Magnoliopsida; Brassicales; Brassicaceae. Gene Ontology annotation, molecular function: catalytic activity; protein farnesyltransferase activity; protein prenyltransferase activity. The record is from RefSeq and is marked reviewed.
AUGCCAGUAGUAACCCGCUUGAUUCGUUUGAAGUGUGUAGGGCUCAGACUUGACCGGAGUGGACUCAAUCGGCGAAUCUGUCACGGAGGACACGGGGAAUCAACGCGGCGGAGAGUGAUGGAAGAGCUUUCAAGCCUAACCGUGAGUCAGCGCGAGCAAUUUCUGGUGGAGAACGAUGUGUUCGGGAUCUAUAAUUACUUCGACGCCAGCGACGUUUCUACUCAAAAAUACAUGAUGGAGAUUCAGCGAGAUAAGCAAUUGGAUUAUCUGAUGAAAGGCUUAAGGCAGCUUGGUCCGCAGUUUUCUUCCUUAGAUGCUAAUCGACCUUGGCUUUGUUACUGGAUUCUUCAUUCAAUAGCUUUGCUUGGGGAGACUGUGGAUGAUGAAUUAGAAAGCAAUGCCAUUGACUUCCUUGGACGCUGCCAGGGCUCUGAAGGUGGAUACGGUGGUGGUCCUGGCCAACUUCCACAUCUUGCAACUACUUAUGCUGCAGUGAAUGCACUUGUUACUUUAGGAGGUGACAAAGCCCUUUCUUCAAUUAAUAGGUGGUGCAUUCUUUUUUCUUUGUGGUCAGUUUCUUUUAUUAAGAGUCUAGUGAUGUUUCCUCUAGAAUACUUACAUGUGACUCAUUCUUCUUUCAGAGAAAAAAUGUCUUGUUUUUUAAGACGGAUGAAGGAUACAAGUGGAGGUUUCAGGAUGCAUGAUAUGGGAGAAAUGGAUGUUCGUGCAUGCUACACUGCAAUUUCGGUUGCAAGCAUCCUAAAUAUUAUGGAUGAUGAACUCACCCAGGGCCUAGGAGAUUACAUCUUGAGUUGCCAAACUUAUGAAGGUGGCAUUGGAGGGGAACCUGGCUCCGAAGCUCACGGUGGGUAUACCUACUGUGGUUUGGCUGCUAUGAUUUUAAUCAAUGAGGUCGACCGUUUGAAUUUGGAUUCAUUAAUGAAUUGGGCUGUACAUCGACAAGGAGUAGAAAUGGGAUUUCAAGGUAGGACGAACAAAUUGGUCGAUGGUUGCUACACAUUUUGGCAGGCAGCCCCUUGUGUUCUACUACAAAGAUUAUAUUCAACCAAUGAUCAUGACGUUCAUGGAUCAUCACAUAUAUCAGAAGGGACAAAUGAAGAACAUCAUGCUCAUGAUGAAGAUGACCUUGAAGACAGUGAUGAUGAUGAUGAUUCUGAUGAGGACAACGAUGAAGAUUCAGUGAAUGGUCACAGAAUCCAUCAUACAUCCACCUACAUUAACAGGAGAAUGCAACUGGUUUUUGAUAGCCUCGGCUUGCAGAGAUAUGUACUCUUGUGCUCUAAGAUCCCUGACGGUGGAUUCAGAGACAAGCCGAGGAAACCCCGUGACUUCUACCACACAUGUUACUGCCUGAGCGGCUUGUCUGUGGCUCAGCACGCUUGGUUAAAAGACGAGGACACUCCUCCUUUGACUCGCGACAUUAUGGGUGGCUACUCGAAUCUCCUUGAACCUGUUCAACUUCUUCACAACAUUGUCAUGGAUCAGUAUAAUGAAGCUAUCGAGUUCUUCUUUAAAGCAGCAUGACCCGUUGUUGCUAAUGUAUGGGAAACUCCAAACAUAAGAGUUUUCGUAGUGUUGUAACUUGUAAGAUUUCAAAAGAAGUUUCACUAAUUUAACCUUAAAACCUGUUACUUUUUUAUUACGUAUAUACCAUUUAUCAUAUCUUUGGUUUACGACUUAAAGAAUUUGAUGAUUGUUGAAA